Messenger RNA from Toxoplasma gondii ME49, 3931 nucleotides. RefSeq names its product dynamin-related protein DRPB (gene DRPB). The record is from RefSeq and is a predicted model, not a curated record. Lineage: Eukaryota; Apicomplexa; Conoidasida; Eucoccidiorida; Sarcocystidae. Gene Ontology annotation, molecular function: GTPase activity; GTP binding; microtubule binding. The transcript has 17 exons. The coding region runs from base 455 to 3037 and encodes 860 amino acids. Gene Ontology annotation, cellular component: cytoplasm; microtubule; membrane.
GAAUUCCGCAAAUUCCCAUCUGAACGGACUUUCUACGUCGAAAACCUGUGGCCAGGGGCUCCGAGCGUGUUUCUGUCGUGCUGGACGACUCGCUCGCGCGUUAGGGCCGACGGUGGCAUUGCUAAGAAAGACAAGAGUUUGCCCUUUUCUUUUCGGGUUUGCGGAGAAGUCUUUGUCAGUAUCUUCCCCCGAAUUCCCGAGAGCCCGUUUCGCCGAAUCGCCUUCGAGAUAAGACAAGAGACAGACACUUUCGCCGGCGACCGUGCGAGAAACCUCCAUCCUGCAGCCCGCAGUGUUCCACACUUUUCCUCGGGAGGUCUACAGUUCACGUCUCUAGCGAUUUUUUCCGGAACCCGUCCUUUCGGGGAUGCCAAGUCUCUCCCGCCUCCUCGCCUUUGUGUCUUGAGCCACGUGUCAACUCUAAAAACGCGUUUUCCUCCGAAAUCUUCGGCAGAUGGACGGCAAACGCGAGGACGUCUCGGCGCGGCCGCCGGCCGUCUCGGCCCCUGGCGACGGGGAGAAGUCCAUGACAAACGGCGUCAAAGUCGAGUCUCAAAUGUAUCAACAGUUGAGGAAACUCAUUAACGUCGUGGACGAACUCCGAGAUGUCGGUCUUCAGCAGUUUAUCCAGUUGCCGAGAAUCUGCGUCGUGGGGACACAGUCCGCAGGCAAAAGCUCCGUUUUGGAAGCCAUCGUCGGCUUGGACUUCCUGCCUCGCGGCGAUGGAGUGGUUACGCGACGCCCUCUCGAACUGCGCCUUGUUCAUCUCUCUGAGGCGGAGCAUGACUUGAAUGAAGCCUACGCGGUCUUCGAAAAUGACAAGGAGAGGAAGAUUCGCGACUUCGAACAAGUGCGCCAAGAAAUCGACCGCCUGACAGACCAAGUGGCUGGCAAGAACAAGGGAAUCAUCGACAGUCCUAUUGUCCUCACGAUCUACGCGACCCAGUGCCCAGAUCUGUCGCUGAUCGAUCUCCCGGGAAUCACACGAGUUCCACUAAAGGGCUCUGACCAGUGUGAAGACAUUGAGAUGCUCACUCGACAAAUGGCGCUGCGGUACGCGUCGGAUCCCCGAACGAUCAUUCUCGCUGUUAUUCCAGCGAAUGUUGACAUGUCUACCUCGGACGCGCUUCAGAUGUCUCGCCGCGUGGAUCCUCGCGGAGUGAGGACGAUUGGAGUCAUCACGAAAAUCGAUUUGAUGGACAGAGGAACAGAUGCAGCGAAGAUGCUCAUGGGCGAAGAAAUUCCCCUGCGACUCGGAUACACAGGAGUACGGAACAGGUCGCAGGCAGACAUCCGCGAGGGCAAGUCUGUGCGCGAGUGCCUGGAAGAAGAGAAGACUUUUUUCGCGACGCAUCCGACUUACAGGUUGCUGCCACCGCACCUUGUGGGUGUGCACUCUCUCGUGGACAAGUUGACCAAGGUUCUGUUCCGGCACAUCAAGAACUUUCUGCCGGAAAUCAAACGCGAAAUUUCCAGCAAAACUCGCGUCGUCCUCGACCGACUGCAGGAACUCGGCGAGGGAGUGCCGAUGGAACCGUCUGAGCGAGCCCAGCUGCUGUGGACGGCAAUUACAGACUACGUCGAAAUUUUUAAGAACACAAUCCGAGGCAAAUACGACAAACGCCUUCAGAUGUACUUCGAACAUCAGAAGGACAUCACUGGAGGCAGUCAGAUUCGCACGAUUUUCAAUGAGCUUCUCGAGGAGUUCAACGACAGGAAAGUGACAGAGGACAUCAGCGACUACGAAAUCGACGUAGCCAUUCGCCUGCAUGAAGGAGACUCCCUUCCCGGAUUUCCUUCUCCUGACACUUUCGAGUAUUUGAUUCUUCCGUAUUUGAAGCGCAUUCAGGCUCCCGUGAUUGAAUGUCUUGAUCGCGUAUCGCAGACCUUGGAGCUCUUGAGUCAGAAGAUCGCGAACCGGGUGUUCGGGCGGUUCCCUGCGUUGGCGGAAAAGGUUCUCGAGCUGUCACAGGAGAUUUUGAUUCGCGAGCGGGAUCACACGAAGGUGAUUCUGCAGCAGAUCGUGGACGCGGAGACCGGCUACUUGUUCACCAAUGACGCCAAGUACCUCUCUGAGCAUGGCAGCAUGAUCAGCCAAGAGUCUCCAGACGUCGCGCAGGGUGCGUUUCCGCAGCAGGGACAGGGACAGGUUCAGCUCUACGGCGCCGACGGACGCCCUGUGCAGCUCGGCCCAGACGGGAAGCCAGUGCCCCCGCCGACGCAUGCAGAGCGCGCGCAGCAAAUGCUCUCCAGCAUGCAGCAGAGCGUCACCACCAUUUGGUCUCAGAACUCCAGAGAAAAGAAGAAAACUGUCUACAGCGAGCAAUUCAUUCGCGAAAUCCGCCGCCGCCUCGAUUCCUACUUCGCUCUCGUUCUCCGCAACGUCCGGGACUCCGUACCGAAGACGAUCGGCUUCUUCCUGGUGCGCCAGCUGCAAGAGAAACUCCAGUUUGAACUGUACAAUCAGCUGAACGACGAGACUCAGUUCUCUGCUCUUUUGGGCGAGCCGCCUCACAUCAUGGAGGAGCGUCGGGCGCUGAUGUCUCAGCUGCAGACCUUGAAGCGCGCGUCCGCAGUGCUCCAGCGCGAUCCGACGAUUGCGGCACUGAACUUGGACACUGUAGACGAGAACUUCGACCGAGACUUGCGAGAGCUGCAGAGAGACGCAGGCACGAGGGCGCUGCCGAAUCUCCAGUCUUUCUCGAGUUUCGGAAGUGGAGAAGGUCGAGGGCAGCCGAUCGCGGGCGGCAUGCAGAGACCAGACGCGCACAGCGCCUACCUGGGAGGUUCGCAAAGAGCCAACGGGGUCGCAGCCUCCGCAGCGGCUCCGACAACUCCGGGGCAGAACGUGAGUGACCCUGGAAGCUUCUCGCCGGCGACGGGCGGCUUGGUGGCAGCAGGAUCCCUUCCGGACAAGGCUCGCGCGCUUUCGUCUUCAGGCGUUUUUGAUUCAAAAGGUGCCUCGGCGUCUGCAGCCAAGCAUGUCUUUGAGAAAGUCAAAUUCCAGGCCGCGAACAAUCCGCUGUUCAGCGACUAAGAGAGUUUCUCUCAUUUUUUCGACACCCAGCCCUCCUGUUGUCGAGAGCCACUUCGUUCGGUGGCAUGCAUGCGAGAAGAAAAACGUAUUUGCGAAAAAAACUUGAACGCGGGACUGUAGGCGCCUAAUGCGUUCCCGGUAGAGCGGGAGUGCCUGGCAGUUCAGCCGGGGUAUGUGAAAAGCAUUUUCUGUUGCCUCUAUCUUUUUUUUCUUGCCUGCGUCUUCUUUUUAGAGCAACAACUGGCGAUUCGAGAAGUCUUGGUUUCUCAGCUCAAACACCGAGUGAAAACUGUCUAGGAAAAGCGAGUGGACCUGUGGAAACCCAGUUAUUCAGAAAUGUGAAGUUCGUUUUGAGUCCUCCGAGAGAUGCUACGUGUCACUUUUUGGCUGCAAAAAGAUGUGCGGAAACCUUCAAACGGAGAUCCUGUUCGGUUUUUUUUCUGUCCUUUCUCACGGUUGAAACCCCACACGCAUCUCUGUUCGGGACAGGCCGCAGAAAUCCACACUGAACUACAUGUUUCCAGCUGCUCUGGAUGCAGACACAUUUGUUUAUGCGUGAUGCUAACUGUAUGUACACCCGACUCCACUGUGCACACUUCAGUAAAGUGCGGUUCUCAGUUUUGAGACUUCCUCCUCGAAGCGCUCGCGAAAAAUGUCUCUGUCGGGAUCCUUUCGCACCGUCAAAGUCAGCAUUUAGUUCCUGUUCCGAAACGAAGUCGGCGUCGACUCAGCGAAGCGCCUGGCGCGCCAACACUCCAGUGUACGUACACUUGAAAAAAUCAUCGCAGUGCAGCGACAAUCGUCGGAGAGAAAUCGUGACGGCAUGGCCUCUCUCGCGAGGCUGCAAGCGUGUAAAGAGUGGACUACAGAGUCCCCGAGUCCUGUAAUCUACCC